Penicillium salamii is the source of this 1431-nucleotide messenger RNA. The record is from the annotation of a GenBank genome assembly. Lineage: Eukaryota; Fungi; Ascomycota; Eurotiomycetes; Eurotiales; Aspergillaceae.
AUGGGUUUCGACCAUAUCUCCAAUGAUCACGAUAAUAAGGUGAUGGGUCCCGAGGCCGAGAAGGCGGAGAUGGCCUCCCCACCGCCGUUCGAGGGCACCAUGGUGGGGGAGAUGACCGAUGCGGAGCGCAACGUCUACGAUCACGGCAUUCAGAAGUUCAACCGUCUCGGAUGGAAGCGACUCACCAUCGUCCUCAUCGUGGAGGCCAUUGCCCUGGGCAGUCUCUCCAUUCCCUCGACCUUUGCAACCCUCGGCAUGGUGGCGGGUGUCAUCUGUUGUGUGGGCCUCGGUCUCGUCGCCAUCUACACCAGUUACAUCGUGGGAAUGGUCAAGCUUGCCUUCCCCGAGGUGGCCAACUACCCAGACGCGGGCCGCCUCAUGGGCCGCCGCCUGGGCUGUGGACGUUUUGGAUAUGAGUUGGUCAGCGGCAUGCUGGGUCUCCAACUCAUCUUCCUGACAGCCUCGCACUGUCUCACCGGAACCAUCGCUUUCUUGGACAUCACCAAGAGUGACGUUUGCUCCAUCGUGUUUGCCGUCGUAUCGGCCAUUCUCCUACUUCUACUGGCCAUUCCUCCCAGUUUCACCGAGAUGGCUAUUCUCGGCUACGUCGAUUUCGCCUCCAUCUUAAUUGCUAUUGGUAUCACCAUCAUCGGAACCGGUGUCAAAAGCACCGACGCCCCCGGAGGACUAGCGGCAGUGCCCUGGUCAGCGUGGCCCAAGGACGACAUCACCUUCACCGAGGCCUUCAUCGCGGUGACCAACAUCGUCUUUGCCUAUAGCUUUGCGAUGUGUCAAUUCUCUUUCAUGGACGAGAUGCACACCCCUAAGGACUUUGUCAAGUCUAUCUGGGCUCUCGGUAUCACCGAGAUCGUGAUCUACACCGUGACAGGCGCUCUGAUCUAUGCCUUUGUCGGUCAGGACGUGGGCAGCCCCGCGUUGACCUCGGCAGGCACCCUUCUCAGUCGGGUCGCAUACGGCGUGGCGCUUCCCGUCAUCUUCAUCAGUGGCUCGAUCAACACCGUGGUGUUUGGACGUCUUGUGCACGGUCGCAUCUUUGCCAACUCCCCCAUUCGCUUCAUCAACACCAAGAUGGGAUGGAUUACCUGGUUGGCCCUGAUCACCGCUGCCACUAUUGUUGCGUUCAUCAUCGCCGAAGUGAUUCCCUUCUUCAACGAUCUACUCUCCAUCUCCUCCUCCCUGUUCAUUUCCGGAUUCACCUUCUACUUCCCCGCCAUGAUGUGGUUCAUGCUUCUCCGCGAGGGCAGCUGGAAGGAGCCCAGGAACAUGGUUCUGGGAGCCAUCAAUAUCUUGAUCUUCCUCAUUGGUAUCGUGAUUCUGGUUGGCGGUACCUACGCCAGCAUCGACGACAUUAUGAUUAAGUACGACAAGGGAGAGGUCGGUGGCGUUUUCUCUUGUGCUGCACCUGAGUAA